UGUCAGCCAGGAAAGGUGCGCUCUUUUAAAGUGAGGGCGCUGUAGUCAGAGCAGCGCGGCUGGAGAUACAGGACCAGACCAGACCAGCCAGCGACACGAGCCGAGAAUUGGUCAGAUUUUUUUCAGUUUUUUCUUCAAAAAGGAGGAAGAGGAAGGAAGCGCUACAGACAUGACUCUACCAAGUGUGCGACAACUUUUUCUCCUGUGUUUGUUCGGGUUUUUUGGAUGUUGGUGCACAACAGAUGCCAGUCCCUUUCCAGACCAGUGGGAAGACGGCAUCGCGUUACGAAAGGUGCGGGGCGUUCAGAGUGACGACCUGAGUGACGUGCUGUGGAGAGACCAGGAUGACGAGCAAGUCCAGAAUGUUUUCAAAAGAUUCCUGUUUCAUUACUCAAAAGCACGCAACUCUGUUGGAGCUGUACAGCAGCAGUCUCACUCAGUUCAUCCUCUGAUGCGACUUUCACCCAAACUCUCGCAGAGGAGAAAGAAGAAGGUGCUACUUUUGAAGAUUCGAGCUCUGCCAGAGGGGCUGUUGUAAAAGAAGAGAAGAAGAAAAAACAAAGGAAACUUUACCUAAAAGAAGAAGAAGAAGAAGAAGAGCAGCUGCCUGCGCCACCUCUGGACAUCGCACUCAAAAGCUGACAGACUCAAAAUGCUUUCUACGGAAGAAAUAAAAUGCUUUAAAAGAUCUUUAAAAACAAAACAAGAGCUGCGCUGCCAUUUGCUGCCUCCACAUGUCGAUUGGUGUUAAGUGGAUGGGAUCCUGCUACUACACAAAAGCUUUACAUUCAUUCAACAGUGUCACUGAUCUCCAGUAGUAAUAAUAAUAAUAAUAAAAAAAAAAACACUUAGAGGAAAAAACUGACACUGAUUAUUGUGGCAAAGAGGUUGAACUCACAUUUAAUUCCACAGAAUCAAACGCACAUACACGUUUUGUGACAUAAUUACCAAGAAAUGUAAAAAAAGAAGAAGUUAAAACUACACUUUUUGAGGUUCAGGAGGUGUAGCUGAGGGUUUAUUGAAAUUACAAAAUAGUGACUGUUCUGCACACUUUCCCACAGAGACGCACGACGAGGUCGAAACCGCAGGCGCUCCAGUCAAACGCUCUGUCCGGGAGCCUCUGAGCAGGACUGAGCCGCUGCGUAUGAGCGCCACCUACAUGGCUGAGAUAGUAAAUGCACAUGCUGAUAAAGGAGAUAUCAUCCCCUCUCUGCUCUUUAAGUGUUUUCCAUGUAGUGGCCACGUGUUCUUUCAGGUUUGGCGUGUAUUUAUUUAUUUAUUUUUUUUUUAAUAUUUUUUUUAAUAGUCCUCAUCGUCAGAGUCACUGUCCUUCCGUGUAGGAAGCGAACUUCUGAUUGACGACAUGA
Messenger RNA from Mugil cephalus (flathead mullet), 1367 nucleotides. RefSeq names its product neuromedin S (gene nms). The coding region runs from base 170 to 538 and encodes 122 amino acids. The record is from RefSeq and is a predicted model, not a curated record. NCBI's taxonomy places the organism in Eukaryota, Metazoa, Chordata, Actinopteri, Mugiliformes, Mugilidae. The transcript has 7 exons.